This is a messenger RNA of Aspergillus glaucus CBS 516.65, 3768 nucleotides long. Its product is annotated as putative leucine permease transcriptional regulator (SAC3). The record is from RefSeq and is a predicted model, not a curated record. The transcript has 6 exons. Gene Ontology annotation, biological process: mRNA export from nucleus. Gene Ontology annotation, cellular component: transcription export complex 2; cytoplasm; nucleus. Lineage: Eukaryota; Fungi; Ascomycota; Eurotiomycetes; Eurotiales; Aspergillaceae. Bases 1 to 3768 code for a protein of 1255 amino acids.
AUGGCCGGUCCACCAAACCCAUUCGCUGGCUUGGCCCAAGCCCAAAACCAGAGAAAUGGAACCUCGAAUCGUGGAGGACGUGGAGGAAGAGGACGACCGUCGCCGUUCCAGCCUAAAAAUCCGAAUGCGCCUCCGUUUACAACGCCAACAGCACCAUCAGCCGGUGACAACAAGCCCCGUGGCCGAGGACGAGGACGAGCUACGUCGACGAGAGGAUUUACGCGAGGUCGAGGAGGUCCGACGGGCCAUGUCAACGCGUCGCGUAAUAAGCCCGAGUCGAAUGGUGCGUCUGAGUCGCCGUUUGCGCAGCCGAAGUCGGAUAAAUGGAUCGCACCGCCUGCGCCGGCGCUGUCGCCUUUUGGUGUCCAGACUUCGCAGACAAAAUCGCCGUUUUCUUCGAAUGGAUCUUUUGGGGGCCCGGGUUUUGGUGGAUUUGGAUCGCAACAGGCUGUUACAACAAAGAAGCCAGUGGUAAAUGGUGCGACUGGGGCUGUACCGGUUGAAGAUGCUUCGGUUUUGAGCGGUUACACUGAACGAUACGAACAGCUCAAACUUGAUAGAGCAAAGGAAAGGGAAUUGGCUAUCAAAAAGGGUCUCAUGGCGGAUCCCAACCAACCCACCUCUCUGAAUCAGGCGAUUACACCUGUUGGCACUUGCACGAGCAUGUGCCCCGAUUUCGAGCGCGUCGAGCGCAUUGUUCAGAAGAUGGUGGAUAAGAGCGAAAAGUUUCUUCACCCAGCGACAAAUUCGUUACAAUAUAUGGAGACGAAGAUGCUUAAGCGAUUCAGAAGAUCGGCUGCCGGUUAUGACGAACAGCUUCCGUCCGACAUUCGAACGCCCAACACACUCCUUCAAACCACCAACUACCUAAUCCGACAUGUCGUUGGAGGCCCUGAGCCUCUCGGUUUGAUUCACAAAUUCGUGUGGGAUCGUACUCGAUCCAUCCGGAAUGACCUUUCUGUGCAGCAACUUACCCAGGAAGACCAUGUCCGAACAGCAGUCACUUGUCUGGAACGGAUCGCACGGUUCCAUAUCCUUUCCCUUCACCUACUUUCCAGCCCUGCGAACGAGGAACCAUUCGACCGCCAUCAAGAACGGGAACAGCUCAACAACACCAUGCUCUCACUGAUGUAUUACUACGAUGACAACCGCGGUCGUAUCUCGUUUGCCAACGAAGACGAAUUCAGGGCGUACUACAUCAUUUUCUCUAUCAUGGACCAGAGACCCGAUCUCGAAGCCAGGGUACAGAAGUGGCCGGCCGAGUUACGGAACUCAAAUCGCGUGCAAGCAGCAUUGGAAUUGUUUGCUGCAGCUGGUAAUACCUGGGAUUACCAGGGAACGCUGGACUCUCGACGGCCCAAUGCGAUUGCCCAAGGCUUCUACGCGCGGUUUUUCAAAAUUGUCGACUCUCCCGCUGUGUCGUAUCUCAUGGCAUGUGUCGCGGAGAUUUACUUUAACCACGUGCGACAGACGGCCAUCCGGUCGAUCUGGAAAGGAUACUGUCGCUAUCCGGCCUCUCAGCAGCACAAAAACGAAGAGUGGACGAUUGAUGAGUUGACAACGGUGCUAUGUUUCGAUGACGACGAACAGACGAGAACAUACUGCGAAUCACAAGGCUUGCAUUUCGCUGAAAACGCUGACGGCAACCUAUAUCUCAACUGGGGCAGCGAUCCCAUUGAAUCUGUUGCUUUCCAGCCAUCUUCGGACCACUCGUUCUCAGAAACUUAUGUCGAAUCCAAGCGCGCAGGCAGAAGCCUGGUCGCGAUUAUCCUCGGACUGAGCAUCAAAGAAGCCGCUAGCAUGGGCAUGAUUGACAGCUCUGUGCUACCGCAACGAUCACUUGCUUUGCCAGCUCCCACUGGUCCAUCGACAACGGAGGAUGAUUCUCUUUUCGUUAGCGAUGAUGAGAACGAGAUUCCAGCGCCUAGCUUUACAGUACCCAGUGAUAAACCGCCGGCAUUCGCUCCGUCUCCGUUCGGGGGCUUCCCGCCAAAGGCCAACGAGCCUCCAGCCGCGGCAGCGUCGCAAACGAGUAACCCCUUCCCUUCGUCGUUCAGCGGUGGAUUUGGCCAAGCUCCCGCGGCGCCGACGUCUACGACACCUGCGGUGUCUGCGCCGGCUUCCUCUAACCCUUUCGCCUCUAGCUUAUCCACAUUUAAACCUACACCAGCAGCGCCAGCUGCACCCAAUCCUUUCGCUCAUAAUCCGUCUCCGUUCACACCUACGACGAGUGCGACAACUACACCAGCAGCUCCUAAUCCUUUUGCUUCUACGCCAUUUGCACCACCGAAUGUUGAGACAGGGGUUACCCAAGCGCCUGGGCCCUUUUCUUUGUCUUCCCUGAGUCCGGAGAAGCAAACUAGCAUAUUCGACACGGCGCAGAAUCCUUUUGCCACUAAACCUGCAGCUCCUGCUACUACGACACCCGAGGUCAAGUUCCCUUCUUUCUCAGCUUCCGGUCCUUCACCGUUUAAUAUCUCGCAAACUUCGACUUCCUCUGAGUCGACUACUAGUGCUUUUCCUGGCACUUCUCAACUUGCCCCCGCUUCUUCACCAUUUAGUAUCUUCAAGGCUCCGACUUCGACUGAACAGACUCCGGGAGUCGCUGCUGGACAGCCUCCCAAGAGUGUUUUUGACACAGCUAAACCAUCUAGUUUCUCGGGAAGCACAAACUCUUUAUUUAACCUCCCUGGUCCGAGUGCUGCCCCCAAAGAGCCUAGUACUCAGGCUCAGACAAAUGUCUCGAAGCCCGCGCAGGAGACACCCUCAUUGCUCGCGCCGAAAGAAAAUGCGCCGUCUAUUUUCUCGCCAAUUAAGCCAGCCGCAACAAUCACCCCAGCGAGCUCAAUCUUUGCGCCGAAGGAGAGUGCGACUCCAAUGGAACGACCAAGUGUUACGGAGGAAUCGACAGCGGCUGAACCGGCAGAGACUGCGCUUAAGCCGAUUGACCUUGCGCCGCCUGCAGAACCUGAGCGUGCGCCGUCGGUUUCUGGGAGUGUCAAGGAGUCCGCGACCACGCUACCCCCAGCGCCGGUACAGCCAGAAGAGCCUACGACAAAACUUGCUGAGCCUGCUGCGGACGAGGAAGCGUCUAUUGUUUCAGAUGCAGCCGAGAAACGCGAUGCUUGGUUGAAGACCCUGCAAGAAGCCGCCUCCAGACGACGUGGAGAACCUUCCAGUCGGAAACGGGUUCUCGAGGAGCCGGAAGAGCCGCGACCGACCAGCAGUGGCCCUAAAGCAUCGAAGAUAUUCAAGUCUGAGGAGCCAACGCCUCGCAAAACAUCGAUGGCUUUAUCGUCAAUUAAGCCACUGCCUACGCUUCCUAUCCUGGAACAGGUCAAGUCGACGACCGCGCGAAAACCCGUGGAACCGGAACCAGAGCUCAAAUACAACAAAAUCGACGAGGACGAACUUCUCCUAUCAGCAGCCCGCAUCGCUGCGGAGUCGUUACGAAGCGGGCCUCGACUGUCAGACAGCUGGCCCGGUUAUUACAAUCACAACCACACCGAACGGCCUCGUUCUUCGUUUAGUCCCGCAAGCAGUUUCUCCUCGUCCAUGCCCCCGCUCUCGGGGAGUCAAUCGCCUUCGUAUUCAUCCCACCACCAUGUCAAUGGACAUGACCUCGCGCUUGCACCUGAUGCAGACUUGGGAUUGGGUCGGAGUUUAUCUCGGACGGAACAAAGACUGCGACUUACUGGUGGUAAAGGACUGGCAUAUAAGCCGUUGGACUUUACGCCGGAGAAAAAGCGGAAGUCUCUGGAGAGGUAG